CACACCUUCAUCAACUAGUGCGCCUCUACCAUGACCACUCGUCAAACGAAGACAAUCACCUCUGCGGACGGCACCCGCAUCUAUGCCCUCGCUGGUGGUGACCCCAGCAAACCUGCCCUCAUCUGCAUACACGGCUUUGCCUCGACCUCGUUCGCUUUCAGCAAGCAGUUCGAAAACCCCGCGCUCCUCAGCAAAGUCUUCCUCGUUGCAUACGACAUCCGCGGCAGUGGGCAGAGCGACAAGCCUGUGGAGGCCGAAGCGUACGACGGCGCGCGGCUUGCAGGGGACUUCAAGGCCGUGUGCGACGCGUUCGGCAUCGUGAGACCUGUGCUGCUCGGGUGGAGCCUCGGCGGCACGGCGUUCAACAGCGUCGCGGGCCACCUCCCGCCGGGGUACGUCCGUGGAGUGAUCUACAGCGGCGGUGCAAUUCCGACGCGCGCGAUCCAUGCGGAUUACGCGUCCGAAUGGCUCAAGCGCAUCCUGCCAGAGCUGCUCAGCACGGACACGACCGUCAUGUCGCGGGCGAGCAUCGAGUUCGUCGACUGUCUUUUCGCGCGGCCAGAGCGAGUGCCUUAUGAGGCCAAGGUGCGAUGGCUUGGCGAAAUCAUGCUCGCGCCGCCGGCGACGCGCGUGCGCCUGGAAGCAGGGAGCCGCGCGCUUAACACCACGAAGUGGGAGACAGCGAUCAAGAGUAUGCGGCUGCUCGUCCUACAGGGGCGCGAGGACUGUUUCGCCGAGAACGACAAGAUAGAGAAGCAACUCAAGGAGCGGUUCGGCGACCAGCUGCAGUUCGUGUGGAUCGAGGGUGUAGGGCACAUGCCGUUUUGGGAAAAGACAGAGGAGCACGACGCUGUCGUAGUAAGGUAUAUCGAGAGUUUGGGCGCAUAGUGUACUAGAGGUAUACUGCAACGCGAAAUACGGACUGCUCGAAAACUCUGCACGAACAAGUAUUUCACUUGAACAUGCC
Messenger RNA from Phanerochaete carnosa HHB-10118-sp, 967 nucleotides. RefSeq lists its product as uncharacterized. The coding region runs from base 31 to 888 and encodes 285 amino acids. The transcript has 2 exons. The record is from RefSeq and is a predicted model, not a curated record. Lineage: Eukaryota; Fungi; Basidiomycota; Agaricomycetes; Polyporales; Phanerochaetaceae.